AUGAAGGCUGCCUUCGUCACUCUCUGUGCGGUUGCAUUCCUUACUCCUUCGUCGUCCGAUGCCAUUCAGUCUCCAACCCACCGCCAACUGAUCCUGGAAGGGUCAAUCGUCCCAGCCAAGACCAAGACGUACACGGUUGGCCUCCGCCACUCGGUUGACGGCGAGAACGUCUGCGGCGGGUCCCUCAUCGGCCCGAAGCACGUUCUCACGGCGUCGCAGUGCGCCUCGUACGACAUCCGCUGGGCGUCGAUCGGGUCGCACUACCUCAAUGGGACGGAAGACAGCGAGCAGAUCAAGGUCUUGUCGGUCAUGAACAACCCAAAUUUCUCGGCUAACGUCGCGUACAGCGACGACUUCGCGCUCUUGGAGCUGGAAUCCGCGAGCGCUUUCAAACCCGUGAAGCUCGCAUCGUCAGACGACUCGGAUUUCAAGGCGGGGGCUACAGCUACAGCGCUUGGAUGGGGGUUCACGGCUGAGGAGGGCACGAUGUCCGAGGAACUGCGACGGGUUGACUUGCCUCUCAUCAGCGAGAAGAGCUGCGCGCAGGUUUCGACCAUUGACGAUUCGAUGCUGUGUGCUGGAGGAUUGAUCAGCGAGGAUGUCUGCAGUGGCGAUACUGGAGGCCCGUUAGUUGUUGAGUCGAGCCGUGGAGACGUCCUCAUUGGCGUCGUGAGCUGGCGCAGCGACAACGCCUGCGGACGGGGCCCCUCAUAUCCAGGAAUGUACUCACGAGUCUCCAGUGCUCGUGGCUGGAUCGACCCGAUCAUCAGCAGCUCCUGCUUCGACUAA
This is a messenger RNA of Phytophthora sojae, 789 nucleotides long. Its product is annotated as serine protease trypsin-like protein. The transcript has a single exon. Gene Ontology annotation, biological process: proteolysis. The record is from RefSeq and is a predicted model, not a curated record. Gene Ontology annotation, molecular function: serine-type endopeptidase activity. Bases 1 to 789 code for a protein of 262 amino acids. Lineage: Eukaryota; Oomycota; Peronosporomycetes; Peronosporales; Peronosporaceae.